GACACACCCCCAGCCCACAAAAUCGUCAAAGGUGUGGGACUCUCUGAAGCAGUGGAUAUUUGAAUAGUCUGGAGCGAGAGAGAGAGAGAGAGAGAGAGAGAGAGAGAGAGAGAUGGAGGGAGAGAAGGAAAUGAAACAAUCAAAAUUCAAGAGGGUGUGUGUUUUCUGUGGGAGUAGUCCCGGAAAGAAGAGCAGCUACAAGGAUGCUGCUAUUGAGCUUGGGAGAGAAUUGGUAUCAAGAAACAUGGAUCUGGUCUACGGAGGAGGAAGUAUUGGUCUAAUGGGUCUGAUUUCCCAAGCUGUUUACGAUGGCGGCCGCCAUGUACUCGGGGUGAUUCCCAAGACCCUCAUGCCUAGAGAGAUAACUGGAGAAACAGUUGGGGAAGUGAAGGCAGUGGCAGACAUGCACCAAAGGAAGGCAGAAAUGGCUAGAAAUUCCGAUGCCUUCAUUGCAUUGCCUGGUGGAUACGGGACUCUUGAAGAGCUUCUCGAAGUCAUAACAUGGGCCCAGCUCGGUAUCCAUGAUAAACCGGUGGGAUUGUUGAAUGUGGAUGGGUACUACAACUCUCUGUUGUGUUUCAUCGACAAAGCGGUCGAGGAAGGCUUCAUUAGUCCCAGCGCGCGCCAUAUCAUCGUAUCAGCCCCCACCCCAAGGGAGUUAGUCAAGAAAUUGGAGGAUUAUAUUCCGCGACAUGAAAGAGUUGCUUCGAAGGUGAACUGGGAGACGGAACAACUAGGUUACCCCCCGAAGUUGGAUAUCGCGAGGUGAAGUGAUGAUCGCGAACUGAACUUAUUACUGCAAUGGAAGGGACUACUAAUUUUAGGAGAUUUGAAGGUUCCCUUCUCCAUGUGUAGGAAAUUCGUUUUUCACUUUAUUUCUGUGUAGAGUACUUUAAUUAAAAUCUUGGCUCAUCAACUUUUGUCUUCGACUUCAUUUGGAAGGUAGUUUGUUCUUCUAAUUGAUGAUCCAUUUCGGUUCUUCAAGUAGAAGGAAAAGAAGACGAAUCGGAAUCCUAAUAGAGUAGAAUUUCACGGCUUUUUCGCGAGAUUCUGAGUUCCAUUGUUAGCAAUCUGAUCUUGUGAAUCGAACAAAGCUUUCUCAAGUUUGGCUGGAAAUUUAUAACUAAUUAGAUCCAAUUUUGGAGUA
Messenger RNA from Rhododendron vialii, 1147 nucleotides. RefSeq names its product cytokinin riboside 5'-monophosphate phosphoribohydrolase LOG1. NCBI's taxonomy places the organism in Eukaryota, Viridiplantae, Streptophyta, Magnoliopsida, Ericales, Ericaceae. Bases 113 to 769 code for a protein of 218 amino acids. The record is from RefSeq and is a predicted model, not a curated record. Gene Ontology annotation, cellular component: nucleus; cytosol. Gene Ontology annotation, molecular function: hydrolase activity, hydrolyzing N-glycosyl compounds. Gene Ontology annotation, biological process: cytokinin biosynthetic process. The transcript is spliced from 7 exons.